AUGUUGGACUUGAGCUUCCUGACUGAGGAGGAGUAUGAGAAACUGAUGAAGGUUCUGCAGAGAGAUGCAGAGCUGAAGAAGAAGGAUGGGGAUCGCAUCAGGCGAAUAGAAGGCUCCAUCAAGGAUGAAAAGAAAAAGAAGUUUGUGACAGGUGAAUGGUUUUCAGAAGUGAAGGCAAAACGGUUUCAGGAAGACUUAGAGGGGCCAGAUCUACUUCGAGCAUCAAUUAGAAGAAAGAAGGGCAAACUAGAAAAUGAGGCCAACGAGCACAUCCGGACGAGUCUGGAAAGCAAAGCUGCUCUGAGUCCUGCCUUCCCUGAGCAUACUGCUGGUGCAGGAGAGGAGAAAUCCAGCACACCUGCUCUUGAUGCCCCAGAGGAGCAUAAAAUCUUGCCAAAACCGAAGCCGAGACUUCCUGUCCCACUCUCUGCAUCACACAAGAGACCCAGCAUACAUGAUGUCUCUUCCUCGGAGAGUGACACUGGAGCAAGUCCAUUUGUGGCUGCAACAAACAGCUUGCAUUUAUCUAGAAAAGGUCAUGCAGUGUCUCCAUUGCCCACCGGACUUUCAGAGGAUGCUGUACCUCAGCUCAGCUGUGUGGCUGGAGGAGAGGCUGUUGAUGGGGCCAAUGGCACCACAGCGGGGGCAAAAACUCCACCUGAAGAAACUUAUGCUGCCAGCAAGAUACCAGUUAAGAGGAAACCAAGCAAAACUUUCCCCAGAUCUGAGCAGCUGGUGAAUCACAUGGGGUCAGCAGAGAACAGCCUCGCAAAGAGAGAGCUGCUGGCAAGCCCCAAGCCCCUGACCACAGAGGGGGAGAGCAGCCAGGCUGGGAAGCAAGGUGCCAACUACACUAUCUCCUCGAUGAGUAACAAAGAGGAGGAUAUCGGCUUUGAUCGUGAACACUUCAAGAACUUGAAGAACUUCUGGGAGAAGGGAGCAGACUCUGCGAUGGUAGGACACAUGCCAGAGGACCCAAGCUGUGUAGAGGCAGAUGGUCAGCAGUUCAAGCUGUGCCGCUCGCUCUCUGUGCACUCUGGGCAAGGCCAGAACAGCGAAGAAAAACCUGGUGUCUUCAACAAAACAAGAACCCCCUACAAAAGGACAAUAACCUUGUCUUCUAGCGAGGAGGAACCAAGCUGUGUAGCCCCUGCAUGGAAGGGUUCCAUUUCUAUCAUUCCUAGAUCCACGUAUGCCAAGAGCAAAGGUGGCCUGGUUCCAAGAAACAAUUCGCUGGGUGAAAGCGAUGGGAAGCCACCAGUGCCAGAGGAGGAGAAGGCGGCUCAGCGCUGCUCCAAGAAAUCCAGAUUGCCUGUGCGAGCGCCUUCCGUCAAAACCGGGUCGCCCACUGAAGAAGUGUCUGGCAGCACAUUCAAGCCAGAAACGCCUACAAACGAGUUUAGCGUGUCAGAAGAGCGCAGGCACACAGCAAAGUCCCUGGCGAGCAGGGUGCAGAUACUGAUUGAGCCUGUACUCACAGAUGGUGAAAAUGAUGGGAAAGAGGAAGGAUCUGAUUUGGGCACUCCUGACAACAUGGAAGUAAGUGGAGAGCUACCUGAGGAGAAAACGUGUGAGUCUGCAGACCAGCCCACGCCUGGCGAACCAGCUGGAGAGAGAGAAGCUGUGCAGGGAAUGGACUCAGCUGUUCACUCAGAGGAAGAUGGAGAUCAUUCUCCUGCUGCUCAGGCACUGACCCGAGAGAAUAGCAUUAAUCUUGCAAAGAGCAUGGUGAACAUUUACACAACCACAGAGACAUACAGUAAACCUCAUUUGAUACCCCAUCACUUCCUUGAACCUGAAAGAGUCAAAGAGCUGAGCCGAUCUUCUCCUCUCCUGCUGUCUGAGACUGAAUCAGACACAGCUUCAGAAAUCAGCUUCCAGCUUAACAAGCACAAAAAGACGCCGAGCGUGGGCAGCCACUCGUCCGACAUGGCAUCUGUCUCCUCGGUGAGUGGCAGUGUGCUCAGUGUCUACAGUGGUGAUUUUGGGAGUGUGGAUGCCCAAGGGACCGUGGAAUUUGCUCUAGACUAUGAUGAGAAGAACCGGGAGUUCCAGGUUCAUGUGUCCCAGUGCAAGGACUUGGCUGUUGUGGAUGAGAAGAAAGGCAGAUCUGACCCGUAUGUUAAAACUUACCUGCUCCCAGAUAAAGCUAGAAUGGGUAAAAGGAAAACUUCAGUGAAGAAGAGGACAGUGAAUCCUAUUUACAAUGAGGUGUUACGGUAUAAAAUAGAGAAAAUGGUAUUGCUGAUCCAAAAACUGAAUCUCUCUGUUUGGCACAAUGACCCACUGGGACGUAACAGUUUCUUGGGAGAGAUCGAGAUAGACUUGGCCAGCUGGGACUGGAGCAACAGGAAACUCAACUGGUACCCACUGAAGCCCCGAAGCCUUUCUGCUGUUAAUGGUGUGGAUCAUCGAGGAGUGAUGAAUUUGUCUAUCAAGUAUGUCCCUCCAGGAAGCCUAGGUCCCAAAAAUCCUCCCUCUGGGGAAGUUCACAUUUGGGUCAAAGAUGUCAAGGACCUGCUGCAGUUGCGUCCUUCUGGAGUUGACUCCUUUGUGAAAUGCUAUGUGCUUCCAGACACCAGUAAGAAGAGUUACCAAAAGACCCGAGUCAUAAAAAGAGACACAAACCCUGUUUUCAAUCACACCAUCGUGUAUGAUGGCUUUCAUACUGCGGAUCUAAAGGAUGCUUGUGUUGAACUGACUGUGUGGGAUCAUGAAAAACUUACCAACCAUUUCCUUGGAGGAAUCAGGCUGGGGCUUGGGACAGGUUUGAGCUAUGGCAUCUCUGUGGACUGGAUGGACUCCACACAAGAGGAGGUGGCCUUUUGGCAGGAGAUGAUGUCGGCUGCCAAUGAAUGGAUUGAGGGAUUGCUGCCCCUGCGCUCACUGGCAGGCAGGAAAAAACUGAAAUAA
Molecule: messenger RNA, 2913 nt
Organism: Chaetura pelagica (chimney swift)
Lineage: Eukaryota; Metazoa; Chordata; Aves; Apodiformes; Apodidae
Product: synaptotagmin-like protein 2
Exons: 16
Coding region: 1-2913 (970 amino acids)
Biological process (GO): intracellular protein transport; exocytosis
Cellular component (GO): plasma membrane; exocytic vesicle
Molecular function (GO): neurexin family protein binding; small GTPase binding
Source: RefSeq, a predicted model, not a curated record